Molecule: messenger RNA, 6694 nt
Organism: Pseudonaja textilis
Lineage: Eukaryota; Metazoa; Chordata; Lepidosauria; Squamata; Elapidae
Source: RefSeq, a predicted model, not a curated record
GGGAAUUACAUGGCUGAUCUUUUCCCUCCCGGAAAAAUAAAAUGAAGGGCUAAGAAGAUUCUCAGAAACUCAUACAUGUAACUCCCGAGAGAGCUGAUGCUGAGACUAAAAAAUAACCAUCUGGUCAUUUCUGGAAGGGACAAUGGAUCAGCCCAGCGGAAGAAGCUUCAUGCAAGUUCUUUGUGAAAAAUACAGCCCGGAAAACUUCCCUUAUCGUCGUGGUCCUGGAAUGGGCGUGCAUGUCCCAGCUACACCUCAGGGUUCACCUAUGAAAGACCGUCUCAACCUGCCAAGCGUGCUGGUGUUGAACAGCUGUGGGAUCACCUGUGCAGGAGACGAGAAGGAGAUAGCUGCCUUCUGUGCUCACGUAUCUGAACUGGAUCUUUCUGACAACAAAUUAGAAGACUGGCACGAGGUCAGUAAAAUUGUGUCCAAUGUCCCUCACUUGGAGUUUCUGAACCUGAGUUCCAAUCCUCUGAAUUUGUCAGUUUUAGAAAGGAAGUGUGCCGGAUCUUUCUCUGGUGUUCGCAAGCUUGUGCUCAACAACAGCAAAGCUUCCUGGGAAACAGUUCACACUAUACUGCAAGAAUUACCAGACUUGGAGGAACUCUUCCUGUGCCUUAACGACUAUAAUACAGUGUCUUGUUCUCCAGCUUGUUGUAAUUCUCUCAAAUUGCUCCACAUAACUGACAAUAAUCUCAAAGACUGGACCGAGAUCCGGAAGCUGGGGAUAAUGUUUCCAUCGCUAGAUACUUUGGUUCUGGCCAAUAACAGUCUGUCAACCAUUGAAGACUCUGAGGAUUCCCUGGCAAGGCUAUUCCCGAACUUGCGAUCCAUCAGUCUGCACAAGUCAGCAGGUCUGCAUUCCUGGGAAGAUGUGGACAAACUGAAUUCUUUCCCCAAGCUUGAGGAAGUGAGGUUGCUGGGAAUACCUCUCCUUCAGCCGUACACCACUGAGGAGCGGAGGAAGCUGGUAAUAGCCAGGCUACCAUCAAUCACCAAGCUGAACGGAAGUGUCAUAAUGGAUGGAGAGCGAGAAGACUCUGAGAGAUUUUUCAUCCGCUAUUACAUGGACUUUCCACAGGAAGAAGCUCCUUUCAGGUAUCAGGAACUAGUGACAAAAUACGGGAAGCUGGAGAAACUGGCGGUGGUCGACCUGAGACCUCAGAGCAGCGCCAAAGUCGAGGUUCACUUCAAAGACCAAGUGAAGGAGAUGAACAUCCGCUUAGAUCAGACGGUAGCGGAGCUAAAGAAACAACUCAAAACGGUGGUCCAGCUGCCCAUCAGCAGCAUGCUGGUCACCUACUUCGAUAAGGAAGAUCCUUUUGGCCCCGAAGAGCUGAAGUACAACUCGAGGGCCCUGCACUCCUACGGCAUCCGGGAUGGCGACAAAAUCUACGUGGACUCCAGAGCCAAGUAGCCUCUCCUGCUCCAGAAGGCCUGCUCCAGAGUGCGCGCCCGCCCGCCCCACCCACGUAACACCACCAAGGGACUUUCUGACAGGGGUGUUUCAUUUGGGUUCAUUUGGUUGAGAUUUGGCGUUUUGGAAGUGUGUCCGAUCACUUCUCUAGCCCAGGUUAGUGGGUCCAGAUCUGUGAGAUAAAAUAGCACCAGGAUUGAGCGCAAGUGACAGGAUGCUCCUCAGAGGCGUGACACCGAGCAGGUGGGCUGCGUCCCUUUGGCCUCUCACAGCUGCUUCAGUGUACACUUCUGAGCCCGGAGGUUAUUACAGCCAGGGAAUUCAGCCUUCCCGCACCGCCUAAGCGUAAGGUACGUGUGAAAGAGAUUCUGUGCAGCUCUUGUUCCCGUGGCACUUGGACUCCAAUUACAAACGGCUGCACUGCUUUCCCUUCACCUGGGUGGUCUGUCAUUUCUUUCUUCCUGGGGGGCCUUUUUGGGAAGGAAAGGGUUCUUCAAGACAUGGCUCUGCGGGAUUAUCCGGCAGCGUUCUGGAUUCCAGAUAGCUGAAGGAGAGAACGCUGAGAGGAGCUUAACGUGCGUGUGCACACUGUUUCCCUCUCUCUCACACACACACAUACACACACCUACAGCUUCCAAAGCACAGUAAUAAGGACACACUAACAAAGCUGCAUUCCUUUAGAUAACCCUCCUGGUUUGCCAGUUCUUCAAGGUAGCAUAGAUAAACUUUCUGCACAGGGCACAUCAGAAGUUAAACGGAUGGCACAUUGACAUACAACCAAUGAGUCGGGCAGCUAAGCAGAACAACUGAUGGAUCUGUUUGAUAAAAGUCAUUGCCUGGUUGGAUGCUGAAGUAAACUUUCAUUCAGCAGUUUGCUAAGAGAUCACAAAUCCCUUGUAGUGCUGGUAUAUAUAUAUAUAUAUAUAUGUUCAGUUCCUUAUUACUAUGAAUUACACUUCGGGUGGCUUGAAUGCUUCUCCCUCUCAAACCCUGCAUCCAUAAGUUCAUCCUUAGAAUAAACGUGUGGCAGGAUUAGCUGAGGGAUAGACACUGGUUCCUACCAACUAGAAACCUUCCAUAGCUAGUUUUAACCUGAAUUCCAAAUUUUGUAUCAUGAUACAUAGAUGGAAACCAAAAUCCAAGACAGCUUGGUUCAUUUUUAGUCCAUUUUUAAGCCAAUAGAAGCAUACAAAACCAUUCCUGGUCCUCCCCAGGUAGGUCAUUUUUAUGCACGAGUCAUUAUUCGGGACUUGUCCCUUUACGUGGUCCGUGAUUCGUGCAGCUCCGGUAGGAUGAGCUCCUGUUAUCUAACUUGAAAGCAAUUCUAUUUUAACUUGGGAUGUGUGCAGUGGGCGUCUGAUUACAGCCACUGCCGCGAAGACCACAUGAAAUGCUUGCCCCUGUUUUCUUAGGCUCCCGGUCUCUUGUACGGUUCUCCUUGGAAAUGCAUUAAACUUGUUUGCUUUGUAAAUCAGUCGGGGGCUGCCCUUCCUUCCUCGUGUCAGUUUGACAAGCUGGAAGCAGUUCAAUCCAUCCAUUUUACACAUGUACAUUUAAAUGUCCACGAAGCUGGCUGAUUCUUAUUACCUGUGCACUUUUGACCUGAGUUGAUAGCUUUUAUGCUCCAAAAGGAAGACUUUUUUGCAUCCCCUGAUUCUGCUAUUCCCUCUGGGGGCUUCCUUUUUAUAUAAAUUGCAGAGUGUGGGGGUUUCUCCCCCCUUCUUUCUGGAUAUCUGUACUGUUGGAAAGCAAAAGAAAGUUCUUUUGUUUUCUCGUUGGAAAGGAAGCAUCGCCACUCUCUGUACAUUAAAGAGAGGGAACGGCUUAGACAGAAUAGCAUUCGGACCGCCAUCCCUUGUGAAGCCACAGCUCUCCAUCACAUUGUGACUAUUGGACGUCACUCCAGAAUAAUCAUCUGGAUUUUAUAACUAUAGCAAGCUGAGGUUCUUUCCUCUCCGUUUACUUAGCUAAAUGCCCUUAUGGUAGCAUUGUGAUGCCAUCCCAAAUCAGCGUUUUAUUUUUGAUCGAUGCAUUUGUGUGUUUGUGUUUACACAUGCUGUAAUGGGGGAAUGUUCAUGUCAAUAAGAUAUUUUAUUAUAAAGAUUUAUGGAAAGAUAGACUUGUGUAAUAAUAUACUAUUAUUUUAGCAGUGGUCCUACUAUACCAAAUACCCUAGUAGGGGUUGACAGACUGGUUGGGUACAAAGGGGCAGCCACUGAAAUUUAUGGAACAUCCAUUGGAACCGUUAUCUUCCUCCCCGCUCCAAUGUUGAUGCUAUGGUAGUGCUGUUCACGAUCCAUGUAGCUGGUAUCUUAGAAAGAAACAUUAAAUAGGCCGGGGAGAGAGACAGCAAAGGAAUUUCACCCAAGAUUCAUAUUUUUGUGCGUAUUAUUGAAAGAGAGUUAGUCUUAAAUUGUAAACCUACUUCCUUAACCUUACGUCUCCUGUGUUGUGACUCUUACAGACUUCUGGAGAGCAGUUAAGUUAGGAAAAAAGCUGUACUUACCUUAUUUAAAUCUGCAGGUUAUAUAACUUAGGCAAUUCAAGAGGGUUUGCUUAAGUUGACAUUCUGCUAGGUAUAAUAUAGAGAGAAAAGUCUACAGCAAAACAGCCUGUUUUUUUCUUCAACCUUUUCCAUUUUUGUUUUGGUUUUUUUUUUUUUUUAAAAAUACAUAAACAAAUGCUUUGGAAGCUGAGGUCUGCAUCUAAUACAUUCUGUCAGCUUUCUGCAAUUAUACAGAAUUGGCACGUAACUAUAGGCAAAAACUAUGUCGGCAUUGGGAGUAGCCAAGCUACAUCAAAUAUUUAAUCUUUUAAUUAGGUACAUUAUAGGAGGAUAAACGCAGCAGGAAAGGGAGAGUAAUGUUAAUGGCAUUCUGUACUUCAGCUGCAUUUUUGCAUUGGAUUCAGCUGCGAAAUCUGUGGAUCAUCCUGGUUUGCCAUUAGCGUCAAAUUCACCACAUUCUCCGACGUUCUGGGUUCAACCCAUAGUGCUGAUUGGUUCCCUAUUUGGGCUUUUUUAAAAUGCUGUGUACAAAAAGGAGAUGCCGUAUCGGACUUUGCCAGUUUUCAACUCUGCUUUCAUCCAGCGCUAACGUCACACUAGAUUGUUUCUGACUGACAACUGAUUUUGACCAUUGGCGUUUUGCUUAAAAUGUUAAUAUUAUCAUUCAGUUCAUGUUGGGCUAGUCAUCGGAUGAGAACGGUCAUAAGCCAGAUGCCACAGCUGUUUGCUGUUGAACACAUGAAAACUCCCCUUUAUGCUAGAGCAGGGGUGUCCAACCUUAGUGUGUUUUAAAACUUAUGGACUUCAACUCCCAGAAUUCCUCAGCCAGCCAUGUUGGCUAGGGAAUUCUGGGAGUUUUUAAGUGCACAGGUCUUAAACAUUGAUAAGGUUGGACACCCUGUGCUUAGAGGCUUCCUCUGCAGGUAGUUAAGAAGCCAGGAGACUAAAUACUGUAGAGAACAUUUGUAUUGAAAGACUGAAUUGGGCCCUAAACUCAUCCACAUCCAAAAAUCUGGACAAAAAGUGAAACGAUUGACUUCUUCUGGAUAAAAAGAGCAAGAAGAUUGACUUCGUCUGAAGUUAUAUUCUGAACUGCACUACCAAGUUCACCAUGGGGCAGUGAACCCCGUUGGUAGGAAGCUGCGAUUCUACCUACAAAAACUCUUGAGGUUUUUGGGGUGGGGUUAGUGGCAAGGCUCUGGUCACCGGAAGGAGUUUAUAUUUUUCCCCCAAAGACCCCUAUUUACGAAAGGCGACUCUUUUUAAAGAUAAGUGGGGCAAUGUCAGAAAAUCCUCCUUUCCACAAUCGGGUUAAUCUGUAGAUUUCAUUGCAUUAGAAAAUAGUGUGAUUAUCUGCCAUUUUUAAUGGUCUUGUACUGGGAAAAAAAACCUGGGGAACUGGGAAGUAUUAACUUUGGAACUCAGGGGGCUGUUUAUCGCUGGGUAGCAAGCCAUAGCAAGUGAUUCCCAGCUCAUAUCUGAGUCUGGCAGUUGCGCGUGGUAUUGAGCAAAAAGAAGGCUCUUGGUUGGCAUUACUGCGGGUGAGUAAGUUCUGUGCAUGUUAGACCUCAAUUUAGCCUUCACAUUAUGCAAAGUAGGAAAUUUGUAGCUAAUUCUGCUUCUGUGAUUAAGUUGAGCGAGGAACUUGUGAUUUCCCCCACCUCCCCAUCCCUUUCUGACAGGGAAUGCUGGGGUGAAGAAUGGGCAGGAGUGUGUGUGUGUGUGUGUGCGUGUGUGUGUUCUGUUGAGACCCCAGUAUUACUGGAGAAAUUAAAAGAAUAACCCAAGCAAAAUGACAUAGGCCUCUGAAAUCUCUACCCUUGCUUUGAGCGUUUAAACUUCCUGUCGGAGUCCCAGAGAAGGCCGUGUAUAUAUGGAUCCACUGAAGUUAAAGGCGUUUGCAAUAGACCCCGUAGCGUAUUUACUCAUUAGCAAUCUCCAGGGUUGAAGACUCUUAACGCAACUCUAUGUCUCAGUGAUUUUGUUUCUGAAAAAAAUCACAUAGAUUGCAUCCCCAUUUUCAUAACCUGAGCCUUUUCUCCCCACUAGACCUUGAGUUGAAACUGGUUAUCAAAGCAGACCGUAUUCGCUCUGCUGAAUUCCAUGAACCAGUGUUUUUCAGUUGUGGCUGGUUUAAGACCUGUGGACUCCACCUCCCAGAAUUCCCCAGCCAGCUGUGCUUGAGCAUGUGGAGAGCUAGUGAGCCUGGAUCUGAUUAACGUGCUGUUUCCUAAGGAGCCCUACUUUGUACUAAUGGCUAAGUAGAAUGUCCUUUCUAGAGGGAGCUGCAGCUGCUCUCCAGAACACGGUUGAGCACCGGGCUGCACCCUGUUCGGUACCCUAGUUGUAAAGAUUUGGAGUAGACAAAUAGGCUGCAACUUGGGAAAAAGUGCCAUUGAAUUCGAGAGCUAGUUUUUGGUAGAAAACUGAAGUUACACCAAUGGAGCAAGGCAAUUGAACGUAAAUAAGAGCGUGACAUCUAUGUAGAAUUACCAUUAGGGAGUAUCUCUUCUGAAGAAUCUACUCCUGUUUUACUCUCUUGCUAGCACAGACCAAACAGUGAGGAAGAGGACAGCUUAGUUCACUUCCAAAUCUAAUAUCUGACUAGGAUCCUUGAUUUAAGUCAUUUGAAAGGGCAAUACAGGUCAACCUUGGGAUAGUUGGUAAGGCACAGUGACAUACAGCAAGCCUUUAUUCGAGAUACAUAGGGCCUAAAGAUUUUUCUGGAUCUAUUUACCUGGAAACAUAUCUGACAAGAUGGUUAAAUA